Messenger RNA from Rhinocladiella mackenziei CBS 650.93, 1878 nucleotides. RefSeq lists its product as uncharacterized. Gene Ontology annotation, biological process: protein phosphorylation. Gene Ontology annotation, molecular function: protein kinase activity; protein binding; ATP binding. The record is from RefSeq and is a predicted model, not a curated record. Lineage: Eukaryota; Fungi; Ascomycota; Eurotiomycetes; Chaetothyriales; Herpotrichiellaceae. The transcript is spliced from 5 exons. Bases 1 to 1878 code for a protein of 625 amino acids.
AUGAUGGACAGACGAUCAGAUCUAAUACGGGAUUCGGAGCUUGACGCGCUGUUCAAUACUGAAUUUACAGUGCAUACUUAUCGAGAGGCUUCCGCCAGCUGGGGGGGAAGAGUAGUGCAGAGGCAGGAAUAUUGGCGUCGGGUAUCUCGGAUUGGCCGGGGCGCAUACGGCUCUGUUUGGCUCGGAAAGUGUGUGCGGGGUCGUCAAGAUAUCGAAUGGCGAGCUGUGAAGCAAGUCUCGACAAAACCCCUGAGUAGUGGAAGACGUAUCGACUAUAGUCGAGAGUUGGAAGCGAUUGCCAAGUUCUCACAUCACAAGUAUGUCCAUCGUUUCGUGGAGUCAUUUGGAUGGACAUCUCCGCUCUCCGAGGAAGCCGCAGGAGACGUUACAUACCAGAUCCUCGAAGGUCUUUCUUAUAUGCACGAUAAUCAGUUUGCCCAUCGGGACUUAAAGCCUGGAAACAUUCUCAUCAAAUCCUGCCCACCCCAGCUAUGGUGGGUUAAAAUUGGAGACUUCGGUGUUAGCAAACGCCUUGAAAACGAAACCGCCAAAUCCACACUUUUAAAGGGCACCUUGGGCUUCAUCGCGCCUGAGCUGCAUGGAUUCACGCCGCUCGGAACCCCAUUCGCAGCUGACAUGUGGUCUCUCGGCGAGAUUUCGUUUCAGCUAAUCACCAAAGAGCCCGUGUUCAAAAAUACUGCUGAUUUCGCGACUUACGCUCUUCAAGGCCAACCUUUUCCAUCUGUGGAUUUACUCACCCAUAACGUUAGUGCCGCAGGGCAAAAUUUCAUGUCGUCACUAAUGGUACCUACGCCGGAGAAAAGGUUGACUGCAGAGCAGGCCCUGAAACAUCAGUGGAUGAAGCAGUACCUUCCGCCAACUAUUCAGCCUUCCCCACCGUCUCAGGAAAUGACUACGAUAUCCGUCCGAGGACAGGUCAAAGCGCAAAGAAAGGUGACUUACCACCUAGGGCAAGUUAAUGGCUACACAGGUCUUGUCAGGAGCGUGGCAUUCUCGCCUGAUGGCACCACACUCGCGUCCGGUUCAGAUGACAAGUCGGUACGAGUAUGGGACUCUGCCACAGGUAUACAGCUAGAGCAGUUCAACAGCCACACAGAUGUAGUCAGGAGCGUGUCAUUCUCGCCUGACGGCACCACAAUCGCGUCCGGUUCGAGUGACACGUCGGUACGAGUAUGGGACGCCGCCACAGGAAUGCAGUUGCGGAAGCUCGUCGGCCACACAGAUUCGGUCAUGAGCGUGGCAUUCUCGCCUGAUAGCAUCGUAAUCGCCUCCGGUUCGUGGGACAGGUCUGUACGAAUAUGGGAUGCCGCCACGGGAAGGCCGCUGCGGCAGCUCACCGGCCACAUAUAUUCAGUCAGGAGCGUGGUAUUCUCACCUGACGGCACCACAAUUGUGUCCAGUUCGGGGGACUGGUCGGUGCGAAUAUGGGACACUGCCACAGGAAGACCGCUGCGGCAGCUCGUCGGCCACACAGAUUCGGUCACAAGCGUGGCAUUCUCGCCUGACGGCACCACAAUCGCGUCCAGUUCGGAUGACAGGUCGGUGCGAGUCUGGGACGCCGCCACAGGAGUGCAGCUGCGGCAGCUCGACGGCCACACGUAUUCGGUCGGGAGCGUAGUAUUCUCGCCUGACGGCACCACGAUCGCGUCCGGUUCAUUUGACAAGUCGGUGCGAAUAUGGGAUGCCGCCACAGGAUGGCAACUACGGCAGCUUGUCGGCCACACAGAUUCGGUCAGGAGCGUCGCAUUCUCGCCUGACGGCACCACAAUUGCGUCCGGUUCAUUUGACAAGUCGGUGCGAAUAUGGGACGCCGCUACAGGGCGAGGAAACCUCACAUGGAAGAACCCCUGGAUGUGA